Messenger RNA from Triticum aestivum (bread wheat), 2503 nucleotides. RefSeq names its product nuclear pore complex protein NUP62. The coding region runs from base 89 to 2263 and encodes 724 amino acids. Gene Ontology annotation, cellular component: nuclear pore central transport channel; nuclear pore. Gene Ontology annotation, biological process: protein import into nucleus; RNA export from nucleus. Gene Ontology annotation, molecular function: structural constituent of nuclear pore; phospholipid binding. The transcript is spliced from 9 exons. The record is from RefSeq and is a predicted model, not a curated record. Lineage: Eukaryota; Viridiplantae; Streptophyta; Magnoliopsida; Poales; Poaceae.
CAUCGCGAAGGGGUCAGCGGCAAAACCACGCUAAAACCUAGCAAUCCGCCCCAAAUCGGCGGCCGCACGCACGCACGCCGUCGCAGCCAUGGCGACCUCCUUCGCGUUCGGCAAUUCCGGCGGGGCGGGAUCCACCUCGUCCUCCCCCUUCUCCUUCUCCACCGCCCCAUCCGCCUUCUCCUCCUCCCCCGCCCCCGCGUUCGGCUCCUCCCCCGCCCCCGCAUUCGGUUCGUCCCCCUUCUCCGCGACCGCCGCUUCCUCUGCUCCGGCUUUUGGUUCAUCCCUCUUCGGAUCCACCCCCGCCUCCGCGUCCGCUCCGGCCACCGCCACCGCCACCGCUUCCUCCCCGUCCGCUUUCGGCUUCGGGGCCACCGGUUUCGGGUUCUCUCAGCCCGCGGCCGCCUCGUCCGCCUCACCCCUCUUCGGCGCACCCGCCACCUCCGCCGCGGCGACCACGCCUAGCAUAUUCGGGGCCGGCACGACCACCCCCAGCCCCUUCGGCGCACCGGCCACCUCGUCUGCGGCCACCACCCCGGGCCUCUUCGGCGCCGUCUCCUCCCCCGCGGCCACACCAGGUCUCUUCGGUGCGACCACCGCCGCCGCCAGCACCCCCAGCAUAUUCGGCGCCGCCGUUUCCGCUUCGUCCACGCCUGGCCUUUUCUCUGGCGCCGCCACGGGAUUCGGCUUUGGCUCAUCGGCAUCAGGCUCCGCCGCCGCCUCGACGCCAUCAUUCGGCUUCGGCGCGCCCGCCGCAUCUAGCACCGCCACUACCUCGGCUUCGGCACCGGCUCUGUUUGGGGCCGCCACUGGUGGCUCGUCCUUGUUUGGAUCCACCUCCACCGCGCCGUUGUUCGGCACCGCGGCCUCGUCUCCUGCAACCACUGCCACGACCGCGCCAUCCCUUGGCUUUUCAUUAGCGCCAGCAACUACUGCCUCUGCUCCGUCGUUUGGUUUCACGCCGGCAUCAGGAAGCACGACGACGGCCAGCACCACACCUUCCUUGUUCUCGAGCGCUCCCUCAGCCUCUGCCUUCUCGUUCUCCAACAGUGCAUCCGCUGCUCCCACCACGCCUGCCUCUGCGCCCGCCAGUGGUUUCUCCUUGGCCACUUCGCAGCCUGCCUCUGCGCCCGCCAGUGGUUUCUCCUUGGCCACUUCGCAGGCUGCAUCUGCUCCGUCAUUGUUCUCUAAUACUGGUGCAGCUGCAAGCUCGUCGCCGUUCGGUGCAUCUUUUGCUACUCCCACGCCAACAUUUGCUUCUGCUUCCGCACCUAGUGCAUCCGCUGCGCCAUCAGCUACGACUGCCCCUGCAACCUCGGGGUCAUCAUUGUUCUCCGCUAGCGGUUUCAGCUUUACAGUCCCGACGGCGUCAUCAGCUGCAGCAGUUACAACCACUGCCACCACUAUCACUACUUCUGCAGCCACGACUCCUUCUACCACAACAACUGCAUUUCCUAGUUUUAGCUUGCCAGUUCCUGCCUCAACUUCGGCAACUCAGUCAACACUGCUUGGCGGUUCUACUACAGCUGCAAGCACACUAGCCACCAUCGCCACCACAAGUCAGGCGACUUCCUCAGCUAUUCAAGCUAGCAGCACUGGAGCUAGUACGAGUGCCAUCACUCCAGCAGCACCUCAAGCAGCUAAGCUUCCAUCAGAAAUUGUUGGUAAAUGUGUCGAGGAGAUUAUUAGGGACUGGAACAAUGGUCUUCAAGACCGCACUGCAAAGUUCCGGAAGCAUGCAACUGCCAUAUCUGAAUGGGACAGGAGAAUUCUGCAAAACAGGAAUGUUCUUAUAAGGCUUGAGGCUGAUGUGGCCAAAGUUGUUGAAACACAAACAAGCUUGGAGAGGCAACUUGAGUUGAUAGAAACUCAUCAGAAAGAGGUGGACAAGGCUCUGCAGAGCAUGGAGGAGGAAGCCGAGCGUAUAUUCCAGGAUGAACGGGUCUUACUUCGUGAAGAUGAGGCUGCCUCAGCAAGGGAUAUAAUGUACGAGCAAGGUGAAGUUGUGGAGAAUGAGUUGCAGCAUAUGACAGAACAAGUUAAAUCUAUCAUUCAGACCAUGAAUUCUACUCAGGGUGGUGAGCUUGAGGCUACGGAUACCAUGGCACCAUUUGAUGUUGCUGUCCGAAUACUGGAUAAUCAACUGCGCUCUCUAAUGUGGAUUGACGAGAAGGCAAACGAGUUCUCAAACAGAAUACAGAGACUGCCCAACAAUAGUACUGCGGCUGAGCGCGACUCAGGAAUCCCAAGGUUUUGGUUAAGCUGAUUCAAUCCUGGUUGGACAUUUGAUGGUCUGCUCAUGGGUAUUAAAACGUGCUAUAUAUGUUGUUAGUUCCGCUGUUUCAAAGUGGAAGUUUCACUGCUUUCCCCUUCAUUGAAGUACUUCUGUGACAUGUGACUCUUAACAUGAUUUCCGUGUUGAUGCUGUUUAUUCAAAUUCAAACUGCUUGUUAGAUGAACUGCCCUGCUUCAUUAUAACAGAUUUUAAAAAAUGGUCUGUCGUUAA